This is a messenger RNA of Amoebophrya sp. A25, 6019 nucleotides long. The record is from the annotation of a GenBank genome assembly. Lineage: Eukaryota; Dinophyceae; Syndiniales; Amoebophryaceae.
AGGUAUCAAGAUAAGUAAGUACCAACUGCUGGUGCCUGUUGCGUACCCUUUGGUUAUUAUCCAUCGACUUUCAAUUUGAAACGCCUUCUUUCAUGGAAGUAACAAUCAACAAGCGUUGCUUAGACUCACUUAGAAAUAGUCCUUUAUAUACGUCGUUGUUGUAAAUAGUUACAGUUACAACUUAUGCUUGAAUGAAUGAUACGCUUACCAAGUUUGAUGUAUCUCAGGCUCUUUUUCCUCGCGCGUGUUUGAUCUGUUGUAAAUUCUUGAAUAAGAAGGUUUGAAGACCUUUCCCAAUGAAACUGUUGUAAAUUCCUCUAUCGUCGUCAAAAUCAACAUCAAAAUCAACAUCAACUACAUUCUCAUUUCACGCACUAUCACCUCCAACUACCCCAACUACCUGAAAAAGAACAUCGUUCUCAAGACGCAUCUAAUGCUAGAAAAAUAAUGGCUCGUCAGUCCUCUGUGCAGGUGGUCUCAAACUCUUCCGCUCGUCGUAGUUUUCUUCAGGAUCGUGAGCAGGAGCUUUCCGCAGGAGUAGACCUAAAAAAACUAAAAGGGUCGUCACCAGUCUAUCGCGCGUGGACUGUCUCCGCAGCUGUAACUGAACUAGGUUUCCGCGUUCGCGAAGACGGUCUGAUCACGAAAGUUUACCCUGACUCUUGGGCAGCGGACGUAGCUAAACUGGAGGUCGACGACCAAGUGACACACAUCGGUGAUAGUCGUUACAACUGCUUCGCAGAAGGAUUGUAUAGGAAUCUCCUGUUGUCGGAGGAGGUAGAGGAGGAGGCUAAGAACGGCGUUGUUGGGUCGGAUCAGAAGAGGACUGAGGAGGACGAAGCCUCGUCUAGCUCUAGCACAUCUGGCAAUCGGAUUGAGGAUUACGACGACGCGGUCGAAAGAUUGCGCUGCAGUGAUCGACCAUUGUCUUUAUCCUUCCGCAGGGUGCUGAGACGAGGGGAAGAGUUCGACGUCCAGAUUCUGAGAGCCGAUCUCGUUGGUGCAGAAAAGAGUAACAAGAAGUUGGGUGUGAAAUUGUGCUUGGACACAAUCAUCGAGGUCGAGGCGAACUCUAUCAGUGCUACAGUACUAGGAUUGUUGCCUGGCGACCGCAUCACGCACAUCAACGGUGACCCGGUGGACAUAAUUGGUGAAAAGGAAGAGGAGGAAUUCAAAGGUGCUCUUUGCGGUGGAAAAGGCUUGGCCAGUACGUUGAAGAAAGCGACAAAACAACUGAGAAACUCCUUAUCUUCGUCCCCUACUGCUGCAGCUUCUGCAACUAGUACAACAGGAGCAGCUUCGACGACCUCUGAAGACGCAACGACAUCAUCUUCAUUACUAGCCAAGCGAGGCAAAGUGAUUGCGAUUGGUAUUCACCGCGCGCCUACCCACGACGCAGCACUAGCGCUGGUUUCUUUGCGGUUAUUCGAGAAGAAAGCGGAGCAUCUUCACAGAGAUUUGGCAGAAGAAAGAAGGCAGAUUUUGCUUGAGCACGGCAUCACUCAGAAGUCCGGGUUCUCAAUCACGGAAGAAGAGCAUCAAGAGCAACUGGCAUUGGAGGCAGAAAUUAUUCAUCACUUGGAAGAAAGCGCUCAACAUCAGCACGACCUAGAAAAUAACAGUUCUGCUGCCGCUGUCCUCCAGGUAGAGGGUCGUGGGUCAACCUCAACCGGAGGUGUCAUAACUUUCGCUUCUAGCGCAACGCUUGGUGAGAUGAACGCCUCUGUAGCUGCUGCUCCAGCCGCGGCCCCUACUGCGGUUGCGUCGCCUACACCUAGUACUUCUGCGCAACCUGUUGGUGGGAGAAAGAGCCUUGGACCUGCUCCAUCAUCCCCCUCAAACAAAGGUAGUCCUCGCAUGACCUUCAAAGAAGAGUCCUGGCCAACGGAUGACACCAUCCCCAGGUCGGCGCAAGGUGAGCCCAGUAUUCACUUCACGAAAAACGCUGGCCGUACCUUUCAGCUACAGACAGACCUCGCUUUUGUCCGUGAAGCUCCAGCUGAGGACGAGCAAAAAGCCAUGGCAGGUUUAAAGCACGAGGACGAAGCCUGGCCAGAAGACGACCAAAUCCAACGUCAAGUCUCUCCUUCUAGUAUGCAACUAAACGUAUUAAACAACUCAACAACUUCAUCUAGUACUACUUUGAACAAGCAACAGCAGUGUUUUGCUAGCUUCCGACCAACCAGCAGUGAGAAGAUGCACCAUUUGCCGACAGUUGUGGAAGCUGGAAGUGGGUCGGAGUCUGAGGAAACGACUCCUGUUGGUGCUGGUGCAACUACUGGAGUUCAACAAGGUCCAAAAGUGCUCUUCUAUACCGAAGAGCAGCAAGGAGCAGCCAUGGCCAGGGCUAACUUCAACGACGUGUUGGACAUGGCUAGACAGGGUUCCUGGACCGAGCAAGAGGAACCGCAACCGCAACCUAAAGUGUUGGCCUCAGACCCUUUUCUGCGUGAUGAUGGCUUGGUCCGUUUGGCCAAACGGCAGAUUGGGAAUCCUAAGAAACUACACUCGGAGAAACAGAAAGAGGAUGCAGUCGAUUGGGCAAGCUUGGACGAGGAAACGAGAAAGGAGUUGAUAUUUGCACAGUUUUUGGCGUCUGAACAGAGAAUGAUGGACCGGGCGUUGCAAAGAGGACACACGAGAAGUUGGAUCGACGAACAUCAACUACAGGUAGUGCUUUUAGAAUUUCGCCUCUGGUUUUGCUUACUCCAGCUCUUCUAGCGCGGCACUUUCUCUUGGGAAGUUCCUACUUCACUGCAAUUACUAAAUACUACUGGUUGUUCCUUUAGUCUCAUUAUUUCGAUUUCACGUAGCUAGAGGUUGAGGUAUACUGCCUCGGGCUAAUGUACAUGGUGACGGAUAUUUUAUAACUUGAUUUAUUACGUUAACACGUACAACACCCAUAGUGAUGUACAAAUUUUGAUCCUCAUAGUUUAUUGGCCUUACACCAGGCAAUAACAACUCUAUCAAUUAUUACCAUGACACUCCUCGUCUACCAUCAACAUGAGGCCCACGCUGUGACGGAGAAGGAGCCGAAGUUGGUUCGUUUGGUCGAACGGAAAGGAGAGGCUGCAGGUGAGGAAAAGGAAGAGGCAGGUUGGUGUCCUCCGGCAGCUACUCCGGAGACCACGUCCUGCUUUGCUCGGAUUGCUCAAUCUAUCUGUGGAGGGUCUCGUAGAGAAGGUGAGACUGGAGAUAGAUCUCAACCUUCUCAAGCUUGGUUCAAUCAGACGUCUGAGGAGGGUGCUGCUCGAGGAUCAGGAUCGUCCUCGAGUGCCGGUGGUCUUCUAGUUGCGCCAGGAGCCGCAGCUUCAUCGGCUUCCUCCCUGAGUCUGACCACAAUGGAAAAGCAGCCGUCCUCUCCUGAGCAGCCUUUUGGUGAAGGAGUCGGGCUCAAUCUGAACCUCAACGAUCUCGCGGACAAGGUCACAGUGGACAAAGACAACACGUUCAUUUCUCCUUCCUCUGCCAGCAACAUCCGGCUAAACGAGCACAAGCAACUUUUGAGAUCGCCUGUUUCGCCACGCUUGUCGCUGGAUCGGAUGGUCUCUCCACGCUUGUUUUUCGACCAAAACAGCUCCAAACAUCCAGAGUACCACUUGCAUCAAGAUCGCGUUGUUACUCCCAGACUGGUGCUCAAUCACGUUCAGCAUGGCCUUGCUCCUCAUCUCGUAGGUCCACAUCCACUUGUAGAAGUUCCACCCAGUCCGACUGGCAGCUUCGUGCCGGACUUGGAGGAUAUGAAGAAGCAAAACAUGAAGAAUCUAAGUUCUCAACAGCAAUACUCUGCUUCCUCAACGGCUAGUGCGUCCUCUUCCGGUACUACCUCCACAACAGGCUUGAACGCGACUAGUAGCGAAGCGUCUUUACUACAGAAGCAGGGAUCAGGAGACUCGGUCCUCACUUUUCUAAGUGGACUCAUCUUCGGAGAACCAGUAUGCCCAGCGGCUACAACAACGGGUGCCGACACAUCUACAGGAGUCGACACAAAAAUUGCGCCAGGAGGAGUCGACACAAUUGCGCCAGGAGUCGACACAAUUGCGCCACUCGUCAGUGGGGGAAGCAGCGGGCGAGGAGGAGGUCAACAAAGAAUGAUCGCCCCAUCGCCACGUCAGACACCACGUCUGCCACGGACAUCAGGAGGAAACUCACGCUUAAGUGGAGGCAACAAAGGACUUUUAUCUGGGAGCAAUAGCCUGAAUCUAGUCCGAAAGAAUGACUCUUCGAUGAAAGGAGCCUCUGCAAGUAGUCCUUCGAAAUUUCGUAGUCCACGUGGCGGUGCUGGUGCGGUAAUGCCUAGCGUGGUCGGAGGGGCUGCAGCUCUAGCAUCUCCUCAAUCUCCUCGUAACAGUAAAAUGUCUUUCACUCCGAGGAACUAUUUCAAGAACUACAGCGGUCGGACAUCUACUUUGGGUGCGAACGUCAGCUCUGUCAGUAGACCACCAAGUUCGCCUGGGCUUUUGCAAAGGAGUCAUAAGGACUGGGAAGUGGAAAUGCACAUGAUGCUCGGACACACAACGUUUCCAAGUGGGAAGCCGGUACUUGUUGUUGAUAGGAUUCUUUCAAUAUUUCUGCAACAUCGUCGACAUCGCAUGAUAUUUUUACCUGCUUGUAACAAAAUAAACCAUCACGAACUAUUGAUUCCUGUAGUUCUUACGAACAAAAUUUUUCCGUUCCAAAAAUCCUCACACCACAGCAUCAAUUCAAGACCCACCGAAUCAUGUUGCCUACGCUCUGCGAAGACCGCAUUAAGGUGUGCACUAUCGAUGACACGCGAUCAGGCACCAACAUCUUCGGCGAUCAUUUAUCACAACAACCCGGCACUCCGUCUCUACUCUUCCGUGAGUCUGCGGCUACCAGUCCGGCUGUUUUCGGUACUACUAGUCCUCCAGCAGGCAAAACUGGUGGAAUGGGAGCAAUUCCGCAAGUGAAGCCGCGCCUUUCUUCUUCUAAACCAAUCGUGGCUCCUACGAUUGGCGUUGUGGGAAUCACGUCAUCGCCACCGAGUAAAGGAUCUACCGAUAUGGUUGCUGCUGGAGACGGAUUGGAGACGUAGGAGACGGACGGGAGUUGUCGAUUCGACUACAUCAAGUAAUACAUACUUCGAAAAUUACUUUACUUUAUCACAUGAAAUUAACGUCUAUGUCAUGCAGCUCAUGCAGCACGACCUGCAUUUUAUCUAGUUUGUCACAGAAAUUACUCACAAGUCAGUGUUGAAAGUAUAUGAACAGUGUUAUACAACUCUUAAAGACAAAGGAGCCUUGCUGAUUUUUACGAAGGCAGCUGCAAUUUACUACUCGAUUAUUUCUCCCCGAUGAGAUUGAGACUAGGGUCUGAACAACAUGAAUUCUUCUCUAGGUCUACUUUCUCCUUCUGUUUUUUUACUUCGUCAAUAUUCUUGUAUUCUUAAAAAGUCAAGAUGUUCAAUAUUAAAACAUGUAGUACUUGUUGUUUUUUUUUCUCGAUUUGUGAAAUUAAACUUAACGCACUUAUUUUCUCGUUCUAUCCUAUGUAUUAUACUCGAUCUUCCUUACAGCAGUGGUAACUAAUUGAAUACCGCAGUGGUAACUAAUUAAUUUAAGUAUAACUAAUCUACUGAACAAUAACCGUACGAACUUUUUCUUUUAUGAAUCAGGUGAAAUAUCGUUCUCGUGCUGAGUCUGGCAGCUUCAGCUGACGUUGCUUGCUAGUAACUACUCAAAAUCAUGAGUAGGAAUGAAAAUUUUAUUUCAAGAUGCAGAAGAGAUUGAACUUGAACUCAAGAAGUAGCUACAAAUCCAAAUGAACCCGCGAAUGUCUGUGACUUUUUUAUUUGAAUCAAGAAUGUCUCUGACUUUUUACGUUGAUUGCACUAAAAGCUUGGAAAAGACUGCGCGUAGAAUGAAAAAUUUGAAAGAUCUUCUCGAAAGGGCUGCUGCGCCAGUGCACUCGUUGAGAAGCGCUUCAAUGGAACCGAAUGUCAUGGAAUCUUUAGUCUUGUUCUUGCUUGCUGGCACUCUGAAUGGUACCUCAAUAUCGU